This is a messenger RNA of Brassica oleracea var. oleracea, 1412 nucleotides long. RefSeq names its product 1-aminocyclopropane-1-carboxylate oxidase homolog 1. The transcript has 3 exons. The record is from RefSeq and is a predicted model, not a curated record. NCBI's taxonomy places the organism in Eukaryota, Viridiplantae, Streptophyta, Magnoliopsida, Brassicales, Brassicaceae. Bases 58 to 1149 code for a protein of 363 amino acids.
AGGAACUGUUAGUUUAAUCUCGGCAAUCAAUAUCUUUGCAUAAACGAGAAAACAACAAUGGAGUCAUCGGCCACUGUUGCAUUUGAUCGUUCAGUUCAGCUAAAAGCUUUCGACGAGACCAAGAUCGGCGUGAAAGGCCUUGUCGACGCCGGAAUCUCAGAGAUUCCCGCCAUAUUCCGUGCACCUCCGGCUACUAUAACAACCCCAAAACCACCUUCUUCGUCGCAGUUCACCAUCCCAACAAUCGAUCUCCAAGGAGGCGCGGACUCGAUCUCGCGGCGGGAUUUGUUGGUGGAGAAGAUCGGAGACGCGGCUGAGAGAUGGGGCUUCUUCCAGGUGAUCAAUCACGGUAUCUCGCUAGAUGUGCAGGAGAGGAUGAAAAAAGGGGUUCGUGAGUUUCACGAGCAAGACCCGGAAGUGAGGAAAGGGUUCUACUCUAGAGAUCCGAGUAGUAAGUUGGUUUACAGUAGCAACUUCGAUCUGUAUAGCUCACCGGCUGCUAACUGGAGGGAUACACUCGGUUGUUAUACGGCCCCAGAUCCUCCUAGACCAGAAGACUUGCCAGCCGUUUGUGGGGAGGUGAUGAUUGAAUACUCAAAGGAAGUAAUGAAAGUAGGUAAAAUGCUUUUUGAGCUUCUCUCAGAAGCUCUAGGAUUAAACACUAAUCACCUCAAGGACAUGGAUUGCACCAACUCAUUGCUGCUACUAGGCAAUUAUUACCCACCAUGUCCUCAACCAGACCUUACUUUAGGCUUAACCAAACACUCAGACAACUCUUUUCUCACGGUUCUUCUUCAAGACCAAGUUGGAGGGCUACAAGUUCUCCAUGAUCAAUACUGGGUUGAUGUUCCUCCUGUCCCUGGAGCUCUUGUUGUCAACGUUGGAGACCUUCUCCAGCUUAUUACAAACGGCAAGUUCAUAAGCGUGGAGCAUCGGGUUUUGGCUAAUAAAGCUGGACCGCGUAUCUCAGUGGGGUGCUUCUUCAGUUCGUAUUUGAUGGCGAAUCCUAGAGUUUAUGGACCUAUCAAAGAGCUUUUGUCUGAAGAAAACCCACCCAUAUAUAGAGACACCACCAUUACAGAGUAUUCAAAGUUCUACAGAUCCAAAGGUUUCGAUGGUACCUCUGGAUUACUAUACCUCAAGAUCUAAAGAAUCCACGUUGAAGCACAUGCACGUUUAUGUUUAAUAAUGAUGCUUACACUGUAAUAACUUCUUGUUUAAUAAGGCUGUGUUAGAGAGAGUGGGCCAUAAACUGUCACAACCGGUUCAUUUUCUAUCAAACGCAUUACAAUAUAUUAUCUAUGGUCAGUGACUUUUAUGUAGCAAGUGGUCACAUGUCUAUCAAUGAUAUCUAUAACCAGUGGUUCUGCUGUAAAUCCAAGAAAAAAAAAACAAUUUUUUCUUUUGUAUCA